This is a messenger RNA of Camponotus floridanus (Florida carpenter ant), 3111 nucleotides long. RefSeq names its product ubiquitin-conjugating enzyme E2-24 kDa (gene Ubc2). Gene Ontology annotation, cellular component: nucleus. The transcript has 6 exons. Gene Ontology annotation, biological process: protein polyubiquitination. Bases 539 to 1099 code for a protein of 186 amino acids. The record is from RefSeq and is a predicted model, not a curated record. Lineage: Eukaryota; Metazoa; Arthropoda; Insecta; Hymenoptera; Formicidae. Gene Ontology annotation, molecular function: ubiquitin conjugating enzyme activity.
GAGGACGGGGGCCUGAGGAGCGCUGGGACAAGACGGGAACCGCGAGGGCGAUUCGAAAUCCAUUGUCUCCGCGCGCUCGUCCGCUAUUGUUUUUUUCAGCGUUGCCGCUGUCAUCGUCAUUGUCGUCGUCGUCGUCAUCGUCAUCGUCCGGACGGCCGCGCCGGUGCGCCGUGCGCUGCGCGUUCCUCGUGAGUGUUGCUGCUGCCGCCGCUAACGUCGAGGGAAUCGCGGCAACGCAGUCUCAUUGUGGGGCGUGCGUUGUAGAGCUUCCCUACGUGACUACUCCCGCGCGACCCCGAAGGAGACGCCGUCGGUCGUCGGUUACUCCGCCUGCGAUCCGCCCGGCGGUCACACGGCACUGUUAAUCCCCGUGACUACGCUACGUCGCGCCGAGGAAAUCAGUCGGGAUCGCUCGCAUCUCGAGCGGCGGGCCGGUCCUUCUCCGCCCCCUACAUCUCCCUCCACCGACGACCCGGCGAAGCUGAGCUUGUCGCGCGACGACAGCAAACACGGCGCGGACACAUCGGGCACGAGAAUCAUGUCGUCAGGAGCAGGAUCUAGUGGGACUGGACGAGGACGUGGUUCUUCUUUGGCAGACAAUAAACCAGAAAGUAAAGAAGCUAAGCCAAAUCCAAAGAUGUCAAAAGCUUUAGGAACUUCUGCUAAAAGGAUACAAAAAGAAUUAGCAGAAAUCACAUUAGAUCCACCUCCCAAUUGCAGUGCAGGACCAAAAGGUGAUAACUUAUAUGAGUGGGUUUCUACCAUAUUAGGUCCUCCAGGUUCUGUUUAUGAGGGCGGUGUGUUCUUUCUUGAUAUACAUUUCUCACCAGAAUAUCCCUUUAAGCCUCCUAAGGUUACAUUCCGAACACGCAUCUACCAUUGCAAUAUAAAUAGUCAAGGAGUUAUCUGCUUGGACAUAUUAAAGGACAACUGGUCUCCUGCACUGACAAUUUCAAAGGUCUUAUUGUCAAUAUGUUCCCUGUUAACAGACUGCAAUCCAGCUGAUCCAUUGGUGGGUAGUAUAGCCACACAGUACCUACAAAAUAGAGAAGAACAUGAUCGCAUAGCACGGCUUUGGACUAAACGCUAUGCCACAUGAGCAUGUUCUUAAUUCGUAUUAAACUCCUUUUAGUCUCAUGCCAAUCAUGACUUACGAUCGCUGCUGCUCUCAUACAAUUUGUCUCAUAUGUAGUCCAUAUACAUCUUUAUCUAUGAUCAUGUUGGUCAAGAAACACAAGUGAUCAAAGGCCGUUUGAGAUCAGCUCAAACAUGAUUGUGAUGUGCUUUUAUGUUGAGUAUGUAAUGUGCCUAAGACGAAUGAAUGCGUGUGCAAGUGUGUUUAAACAGUGUGUUAGGGCAUAACGAGACAGGAGUUUUUCACUUAAAAGUUACAAUGAGAUAGUAUUUAAAUGGAUUGUAUUGUGUACAAUACAAUACUACCCACAAUACUAAUGUUUUUAGAAUAGGAGAUAACAUGAACAAUAUAUUGAUAAUCUAAAGUGUAAGUAAUUACAUAUAGGCGAUAUAAGUUAAUCGAUAGAGGGCCAUUUUUUUCAUAAUUAAACUUAUAUUUUUAUAUUGAAUUAUUCAAUUUAAAUUAUUACAUUUAUACAUGUGUCUCACUUAACUCAAGAUAUAAACUAGUAACGUAUAGAAUUAUAAUUUAGCUGUUGCAAAUCUACUGGCACAGAAUUUUGUGUUCAUAAUACACAGUAAUGUGUAUAACGUUCUGCAUGAAGCAGACGCAAAUGCUUACGUUAUAUCGAUUGUGUGGCCCAUCCGUAAGAAUGUAAUUGUAAAUAAACUUACUGUAUACUUAUAUGCUGAUAUAUUCAAAAAAAAAAAAAAAAAACUUGUAAUUCUGACCCGAAUUUAUAUUCUAUCUAUACACAUGUAUAUGUAUAAAUUGAAAUUUUGCUAGUGAUUGUAUUUCAAUCACUCUGAUUUACUAAUUCUAAUUAGCGAUCUUUUCCCCUUCUAAAAAUCAUAACUUUAGUUGUCAGAUACAAGAAAAAAGGAAAUUACAUACACGUGACUAGUGCUAACCGAUGUUGGUGCAAUUUGCAUAUUCUAUUUGUAUUAUUUGUUUUAGAGAAUAUUUACAUAUCAAUUUUGUUGCAUAUUCGAAAUAUUAGAAGUUCGAGUUAAAUAUUUUCAUUGUCUCUAAGAUGUCAAAUACAUAUGAACUGAGCGUCUCUUAAAUAAUUUCUUAUAGUUUUUUAUAUCGUGUGAGAAUUUCACAAACGCAAGGUGAUUAAAAUCACUUUGUACAUAUCUGUUUUAAGAUAUAGAUAGUUGCUUAUAAAAAUACUAGUAAAUGUAAUUAUAGUUUAUAUAGAGAUAAUAAAAUGAAAACAGAGAGGAGAGGAGAGAAUUUGCUUAACAAGUACUGACAUUGUACAGUUUCUUAUGUAAAGUAAAACGCGCGCUUUGCAUCCUUUUCAUUACGAAAUUUUCGAGGAAUGUAAAUAUCGCGUGAAGUGCAUGUGCGGAAUAUGCGAUUCGCGUAAGUUCCUAUAUUAAAAUUAAAUAUUCAUGGAUUUUAAUUUAGUCGGCAAACCUUGGCUUUUUAUAUUUUGUAAGCUAGUACGUGUGCAGUUUCAACAUUAUAUAAAUUAAAGUGGGAUGGAUAAGUCGAUCCUGCCUCGGAUUUGUAAAUAUAGAUCAUUAUAUAUAAAAUAGUGCGUGUACAUGCCCACACGUAUAUUUGUGAGAAACUAUCGAAAUAUUAACAAAACAUAAUAGAUCUCGUUAUUUCUAAAUGUCGUAUAUACAUUAAAUGUAGUCACGCGCUAAAAACGAGAGCAUGCUAUAUCUGUGAAUCCAAUUUGAAAAUUAUAGAAUGUAUUAAAUUUUCUUGUAAAAAAAGCAAAUAUAGAAAGGAAGAAAUCAUUUAUUUACACAAUUUCGAUAAAUAUAUUUCUAAAAAUUGCAAUAUACCGAAAGAGAAUCUAUCCAUUGAUCUAAAUGUUCUUUGAUUCGCGUGUAUAAAAAACAUUAAUGCCAACAAAAAAAAGAACAAAUGUAAGAAAUUCAAUCUUAUGUAUAUUGAUAAAUAAUGAUCUUUUAACUAACGAUAUAAUGAAUGAAAUACAAUUUAUUAUACGCUAA